UUCUCUGACCACGUCCACAGACAAACCCAGCACAUGAAAAGUGGACAAACUAUGAAGCUAUAGCAAUCACCAGCCGAGCAUUUGUCCCAUCUGCUCCAUGAUUUCGCUGGUUUGAUUUCAUCCCAGCUUUUACUUUGAAAGGCUCGCUUUGCUCUUUGGUGCGUUCAGGGUGUCCACAAGGAUCCGAGUAAAAAAUAAGUUGUCUGCCACGUUUGUGACACUUCGCGGAGUAAUACCAAACUAUUUGGUUCUGUUUUGCUGUUUUUUUGUUAGGACGGAGGGAUCUGAGUCGAAGUUUAGUUUUUAGAAGUCUUGUUUUUUUUCGGGGGGAGGUAGUUUGCAGAGAGAAGAAUGCUGCUCCAGCUCCUCACCCUGGUCUGUGGUCUCUGCUGCUUUGGUUUUACCUCAGUAUCUGCAAAUGUGCUUAAAGCAGAGGCAUGGCUGCAGAAGUUUGGUUACCUGCCUCCAGGUGAUGUCCGAGCUCAGGCCAUCCGCUCACCAAAGUCCAUUGAAGAUGCCAUAUCAGCCAUGCAGAGGUUUUAUGGUUUGACUGUUACCGGCUCCAUUGACUCCAACACGUUAGAAGCGAUGAGCAAGCCCCGAUGUGGUGUCCCGGAUAAGUUUGGCCCUUCACUGAAAAGCAACCUGAGAAGGAAGAGAUACGCUGUGCAGGGUCUGAAGUGGGACAAGUCUGAGGUGACAUUCAGCAUACAGAACUACACCCCAAAGAUUGGCGAACAAGCCACGUAUGAAGCCAUCCGAAAAGCCUUCAAAGUUUGGGAAAGAGCUAUCCCGCUCACCUUCAGAGAGAUCCCCUACAGCCACAUCAGAGACAAGGUCGACAAGUUCGCGGACAUCAUGCUCUCAUUCUCAGAGGGGUUCCAUGGUGACAGCACGCCAUUCGAUGGCGAGGGCGGCUUCCUGGCUCAUGCUUAUUUCCCCGGGAACGGUAUCGGGGGUGACACACAUUUUGACCUUGCUGAGCCAUGGACCACCGGGACUGCAGACCAAGGGGGUAAUGAUGUUUUCCUGGUGGCCGUCCAUGAGCUGGGUCAUGCUCUAGGUCUGGAACACUCCAACGACCCCUCCGCCAUCAUGGCCCCUUUCUACCAGUGGUUUGAAACGGAAAACUUCCAGCUCCCAGACGACGACCGCAGAGGCAUCCAGGCCAUCUACGGAACCAAGUCUGGGGCUCCACCUCCUCCUCCUCCUCCGCCUCGACCCACAAAGACUCCCCACCCUGGCCAUGGUCCAGACAUCUGUGAAGGACACUUCGACACCAUCGCAAUCCUCAGAGGGGAAAAGUUUGUUUUUAAGGACAAGUGGUUCUGGCGUGUUCGUAACAACAAGGUGUUAACAGGCUACCCUAUGACCAUCAGUCAUUUCUGGAAGGGCCUGCCUUCAAACAUCAACGCCGCCUACGAGAGGGAUGAUGGGAAAUUUGUUUUCUUCAAAGGUGACAGGUACUGGGUUUUCAGUGAGUCCACCAUGGAGAAGGACUCUCCUAAGAGCUUGAAAGACCUUGGGACCGGUCUCCCCAAAGAUAAGAUUGAUGCUGCUCUUUUCUACACGCCAACGGGACAGACGUACUUCUUCAGAGGCGCAAAGUACUAUCGUUUCAACGAACAGACACGCACUGUGGAUAACGGCUAUCCUAAACCCAUCAGCAUGUGGAGCGGUGCUCCGGAUAAUAUUAAAGCUGCCAUCAUGAGCGAAGACGGAUCUUACACAUAUUUCUACAAAGCCAACAAGUACUGGAAAUUCAACAACCAGUACAUGAAGGUGGAGUCAGGCUACCCCAAAUCGGUGCUCACCGACUGGAUGGGCUGUGAAAGCGAGGAUCCCAAAAAGGGUCGAGAAGAGGAGGUGAUCAUCAUCGAGGUGGACGAAGCACAGAGCAGCUUGGGGCCGGUGGCCGUGGUGAUCCCUCUCCUCCUGCUGGUUCUGGUCGUGGUCACUCUGGGAGCGCUUUUGUUCUUCAGGAAGUACGGCACACCUCGACGCCUCCUCUACUGCCAAAGAUCUCUGCUGGACAAGGUUUAGACAGAGUGACGGGGUGUGAUUGACAGACAGACUGCAGCAAGAGGGAGAGAGAACGAGGGGCCGGGGAAAGAUGGAAACUGAGAAGAGGAGAGAAACGGAGGAGGAAGAGAGAGAAACUGGAGAAAAGACAGAAGAAAAAAGGGAUAGGAGGGGGAUGUUUUGGAAGUUUUGGGUGGUUUGUACGUGCCACGAAAAAGAGAAAAAGGCAGUAAAAGGCCCUAGAAACUGAAAUCAGGAAAAUGUGUAUUUGUAUGUUAACUAUUUACAUGUACUGUUCUGCGUCCAGAGAUCAACAACAUACCCCAAAAUCUCUACAAAGACACUCAUGUUCAUCAGCGACUUCUCUCCCUCCAUCCUCCCUCUUCUUUAACUGGACGACUCCAGCUGAACUGCUGUCUGAUUCAUUUCCACAUUUAGAAAUCUGCGGCUCAAUUUGAGUUUUCCUCAGAAAUUCAUCAUCUCUGAAAAAACAUUACGACACACAUCUUUAAUUUUAGAAGACGUUUUGCUUCGUAAACAUAUUCACUCUUGAAUCCAUCGGUUGGCAAAGUUUUUGAUAUUUGGCUAUCCAUUAUAUCUAUUAUUAUCCAGUAUUUCUCUCUGUUGGGUAUCAAACCGCACACUUUGUUGGUACUUCCUGAAAGUGUCAACUGAACUCUAGUUGGCAUUGAAUGUCUGUUUGACUUUGUUACAUUGUUUUCUCAUUCUUUGAUCAAACUGCUCAAAAUUUAAUUCUAAACUUUGCUGAUUUUAGACAUUUUCACUAAGGGGAAGUUAUUGCGAAUUGAUCUUUGUUUGAAUACAGUAUCAAGUUUUAAAAAAAGAACACAUCUGAGAGUAUGGUACUUAAAAUGGUGCAUACAAAAAGAACAUUUUAGCCCUAUUUCUAGCUAAGACUCAUGAUAGUUUUGGCUGGAUGUGACAGAGCGUAGUUAAAAAGCACAGUCCUCAUGAAUGGUACUUCCCCAAAUGCAGAUAUGAUUUGGCACACUAUGAUUAAAUAGAUUUUUGGAUGCAGCUCUGUCUUAGAAUAUGAAAACAAUGAUGUCCUUAAGGUCCACAUUCUUGAAUGUUCCUCUACUGUCAUCCAGCCACAGUCUUUAAAGAGGGGGUAUUUUGCUUUCUCAUAUUUUAAGAAUUGAUAUAAAGUAACAAUGUUGGAAAUCUGUUCUAAAUGUGGGCAAAUUUUCAAAUUGCUAGGUACGCAGAUGUCGUAGUAAUCCCUGAAUAUGUGUGUAAACUGCUCAAAACGAUCCGUUCUUAAAAUACCGCGAGAUCUUCACGAAAUGAUGAGGUCAUCGCAUAAGGCUCUCCUAAUUGGUUAAUCUGCGCAACAGCAUGCCCCGGCAACAUGUAAGAAAACAUCUGCCCAUAGCUCCGCCCCCCCGACAGGCCUCUGGAAAUCUAGCCAAUCAGAGGACAGGGGCUUUCUUAAAGAGACAGCAGCUAAAACAAAGCGUUUCAGACAGAGGCUGAAAUGAGGGUUUUCUAAAACACCAGUGUGAGAAAAGUAGGGAUUUGUUUGAGCAGUAAAUCAUGUAACGUUACAACAGAGGUACCAGAGGGACGGUAAAGCCUGGAAAAAAAGUAUAAUACCCUCUAUUUAAAGAAAUGACAGGUUUAACACAAAACGUUGACAAUUAUAGAAUACCUUAUUAAGGCAAAGCUCCUUCACUGUGGUCUGUGUUUGAAAGCAACACAAUGUUGGGGAAAAUAAAAUCACAUAUUGCCAAGUAAGGUACUGAAAAAUGUGGUACUUCAACGGAAAAUCUUUAGCACACAACGAAGAAGACAUAGUUUGUUUUAGAUUUUAUCUCCUGCUUGAUUUUGUACCAGAUUGGAUGGAUUUGUUUGCCGUGAUUCAUCCAGACGUUUGAACCAGCAGGUUUAGGAUUUGUUAAUCCAGGAUUAUAUCCACUAAAGUCAGACUUCAUAUGAGGUUAUGGAGACUUUUAACAACAAAGAUGCCCUUCACAUGGUACAGAAUCAAAACGCUGUUUUUAUGCACUCACUCAACAAUAAGAGCGUGAUUCACAGGGGAAACAUUUUCAGUGCAAGCAGUCAGAUGGGAAAAAAAAACCUUUUAAAAACAUUCCAGUUUUAUUUGUUGUUGAGCUUUACUGCUUGUGUCAGUAAGCGGUACAGUUUCCAACAAUAUGGUGCAAUUUUUUUAAUUAUUAUCGUUUUUUAUGGGAAAUUGUUGUUAUUAUAAGUAUGGUUAUUGUUAUUAUUGUUCUCCUGUUAAAGUUAUAAUGUUUUUGUUUUUUUUGUACAUUGUCAUUUGGAGUCCUGCUGGACAGAGGCAUAACAUGACAAUGAUGGAGAUAAAUCCCGGUUUACACUCAGUUUGAGAUGAAUUCGAUCAGAUCAGGGGAGAAUUGUUGGCACAGAAUAACAAGCAAUGCUAUUUAUAAACUUUGAUGGUGCUCAAUUGUUUAGUUUUUUUUAUUUUCUACACAAACCAAAAAUCAAAGGUGAAUUCAUUUAAUUAAUAACAAUGAUAAUGGUAAUGAUAUUUAUAAUGAUGAUCAUAUCAAUAAAAUGGAAUGAGAUUUUA
Molecule: messenger RNA, 4600 nt
Organism: Notolabrus celidotus (New Zealand spotty)
Lineage: Eukaryota; Metazoa; Chordata; Actinopteri; Labriformes; Labridae
Gene: mmp14a
Product: matrix metallopeptidase 14a (membrane-inserted)
Exons: 10
Coding region: 352-2043 (563 amino acids)
Biological process (GO): collagen catabolic process; zymogen activation; extracellular matrix organization
Cellular component (GO): extracellular matrix
Molecular function (GO): metalloendopeptidase activity; zinc ion binding
Source: RefSeq, a predicted model, not a curated record